AUGACGCCCGACGACCUAGGGUCGACGGCGAGGGAUGGGGCGUCUAGUUCCGCGCCUAGGGACAACCUGACCGAUAUCUCCAGCAGCCGGAACAGAGAAAAUGGGCGCCACACUCGCUGGACGGGGAACGUUCUGGACACCGGUGCCACGCCCGGGGGGAAGAACGGAUCGCUGGCCAAUGGGAAUGGGCACGGAAGCGGCGGGAAAAACGGGGACAGACAACGCGGCACCCCGGCCGCCGUGCGGCAGACCCAGGGCUACACAUACAGCGAUAGAGGGAAAGCCGCGGCGUUGGAGACGAUCGCGGCUCAAGAGUCCGCGAAGAAAGUGGCGGCGUGGCUGAACGGGCUGAGCGCAGGAGGGGUGGCGGUCGUGGAAGCACGGGGUUCAGGGUGGGCGAGCACGCGGCACGGGAGGGAGGGCCUCCCCGGCUUCCUGCGGCAGACCGCGGGCCCCGACGUGGGCGUCCUCUGGGUGGAAGUCCUUCCGUCGGGGCUGUACCACCACGGCAGCAGUAGCUGCAGCAACGGCGGCAGCAGCACCGGCGCGGACGAUCCACUGCGGUCGCCGACCCUGCUGCCCUACUCUUCACCGCUGUUUACGCGCACCGGGGGCUCCGGUCACCCGCAAACGGCGGCGGCGCAUCGUUCUAGCGGGGGCACAGCGACAGGGGCGGCGGAGACCACCGAGAACGGCGUGGGGGGUGCGUGGAAGUCGGUCAACGGGCUCCCCCGCGGCGUGCCCAAGGGUCUCGGGGGGAACGUCGUGGACACGUUUCUCCAGUCGGGUAGCCUUGUCGGCGCCGGGGGGCACGUGAUAUACGAGUCGGUGAGGAGGGGGGCGAGGGGCGGCGCCGGCGGCGCCGGCGGCAAGGGAAAGAGCUGCUUCGUUAGCUUGGCGGAUCAGGGACUGGACGUGCAGAGCCAGCUACAAUACGAGGCGUGCCCAUUGGCUGAGCGUGUCGGGACCUUCGCGGGGGCCCUGCGGAUGAAGAAAUCGUGGCACGGAUGCCCGGUGUAUCUCACCCGGCACGGGGAAUCCCUCGGGAAUCAGACAAAGUCCAUGGGGGGCGACGGGAACCUUUCGGAGACGGGCGACAGGUAUGCCGGCGUUUUGGCGGACUUUGUGGCGGCGCAACUCGGCGCGGGGCAGAGCCGCCUGUUGGUGUGGUGCUCGCCGAUGAAACGGGCGACACAGACGGCCAGGGCGGUGAAAUGCCACCGGUAUUCCCAGUGGCAAGCACUGACAGAACUGGACACGGGCGUCUUUAACGGCUGCUCCUACAAGCAGGUCGAGAGGGAUUACCCCGACGAGUUCACCGCAAGAGAAGUCGACAAGCUGUGCUAUCGCUACCCGGAAGGGGAGGGGUACCUCGACGUCGUGAACAGGCUAGACCCGGUGGUCGUCGCCCUGGAGAAGGAAGACCGUCCGGUGAUCGUCGUUUCUCAUCAGGCGGUUCUCCGUUGCCUGUAUGCCUACUUCCACGACAUCUCCCUCCGAGAGAUGCCCCGAAUUCCCAUCUCCCUCCACACCGUCGUCAAGCUCACCCCGGUCGACUAUCACCCGGAGGCAUCGGCGGCGGGGGCGGCGGCGGGGGCGGCGGGAGGGGGGGCGCGGUUCUGGAAGGAGCUUCGCUUUGAGCUGAUUCAGCAGACGCCCUUGCAGCACCUCGUGGAAGCGGCGGCAGUCAGCGGCGGGAGAAACAGACGAACGUCGUCGCAGCUUGGGGAGAGGUUGUCCUGAGCAGGGACAUUUCGAAGCGAAAAAGUGAAAUUUCCAGGAAGUUUCGAGGAGUUUUAUUGUUUGGCGACGACGACAACUAAGAGUUUCGCCGAUACAAACAGGGGAGUUUUUUUUUUCAUGUGUUGUCUCUCGGUGUGUCUCUCUCACUUUCUCUUCGAAAUGAUGGGAAGAGUAGCUCUGAAAGUGUUUGCUUGAUGUUGUUUUUCCUCAUGAAUGGUACGUCUGGAAAUCGGUGUGGGUCUGGCUUUGGUCUUUAGUGUUUUUGGAUGGAGGGCGGGAGUUAGUGACUAGACCGAGUGCUUGCACAGGCUCAUGUGAGAAUGAUAACUUCUCGAGGGGUCGAGCGCCCGGCCGUCGAAGGUAUCCAUUCUUGCUGAUUGCCAUGGUGGCGGGAUAGAGAGCGACUCGGUUCGACCGCCAUUCGAACUUCGCGGCGAUUGUUUUUCUCAAGAACUUGGGGCGUGCACAUGAGAAACGCGUUCGAUGGCGGACACAGGGCUUAUCGGUGUGAGGUAUUUCGCGUGCGACAUGCUGGGGGGUGAAAAUGUUGAGAGUUGUGUGGUAUCGGAUUCCGAAUAUUCGGUGCUAAGAAAUCGAUCCAAAACAUCGUGCUGAGUGUUUCUUAUUUGUGCGCGAUGCUUACGGGGGGUUGGACGCUGUUGUGCGGAAAAGUGUGCUCUGACAGUAGUACGAAAGAGCCGCAAUAUGUCAAUCGAAGACUGGGUGCUGUUGUCGGUGUUCACCUGUCUGUGCUGUGGCGCAUGUAUGCUGAGGGGAUCUCGUGGGAGCUGGACCGGUUCGUCAUGCUGUUUCCUCUUGAUGCUUCUGUUUUACCAGAGUUGGUGUGUGUGUCCGUGUCCCUUUGUUUUGUCUUGAGGAGGAGGCGUAAUUUUAGGAGUGAAUCUGGAACAUUUUCGGAUCUAUCUCGGUGGGAGUAUUAUUGUAUUAGUGUCAAUUUUUCUUGUUGAGUGAGCGCGGUCUGUUGGGCUUCUCCUAUUCCUAUUGUGUUUCUCUCUUUGUGUGUGGUGCAUCAGAGAAGCAUCCUGCUAGAGCCAUCCGCAAGAUGUUGUACGCUGGCAGCUACACGUAUCUUUAUGCUGGCAAACCCAACCAAGCAGGAGGGAGAAAGAAACAGUACCAGGGUGACGCUCGUCGCGUGGAUUUGUGGUAGCAGUCUUUGUUGUUGCGUUCAUCAUCUGGGGUUCCCUGCCAUAGAUAUCAGAUGCUUUGCUGCUGCUUUUGCUGUCAAGACAAGCAGUGUGUGUGUAUGGUUGAAAAUGUGUUGUAUUGGUUAGACUCUAUUUUUUUUAUGGUCUUCUUUUCCUGUUUCGGUGUUGGUUAGAAAUUCACCGAAAGGGAAACAAAGGCGGGUAAUGAUGGAUGUGAGGGGGGAGGAACGACUGUUUCUUGUUGGUUUGUUAGUAUGACCCAACGAAUCCAUCUCUAUCUAAGAAAAUACUAAGAUAGAUUAGCAAUGGAUCCAUAGCGUCAGCGAAAGUUUUUUUCCCACGAUUUCUUUUUUUAGAAAGUAAACAUAACCUCACAGAAAGACUACCCGUUCGAGAUAUAACCACAGUCUGUCGAAAGGGAUGUGGUGAAGUCCUUUCAGUGUGACUUGUAAGUUUUUUUGCAUGCCUCAGUUCUUAGACUGUUGACCAGGUGUGCGUGCGUCCUCGAGAGGACGGAGCGUUGUUCUCACAGGACCGAUCACCGAUGGCCAAUCGUUCCUUCCUACUUUGCCAAAGGCGUCUCAAAAAAUGUUUUCCCUAUCCUAUCUAGUAAAUAUCUAUCUAUCCUGUGGAUAUCACUUUCCGCCUUUUCGAUGAGGGGGGGGGGAGAGAGGUUAGACGUUUCUUUGCUUUGGCCCCGUCCCACCGGCGAGACGGAGCUGUACGUGCGAA
Messenger RNA from Ectocarpus siliculosus, 3644 nucleotides. NCBI's taxonomy places the organism in Eukaryota, Phaeophyceae, Ectocarpales, Ectocarpaceae. The record is from the annotation of a GenBank genome assembly.